AUGGAGGAGCUUCAGCAAGGCCCAUCUCGUAAGAGGAAGGGAAAAUCUUCAGAUGCAGAUGCAGAUGCAGAUGAUGUCGUUAUGGAGCAGCGUCAGGAAAGUUCAUCUCCUAAGAAGGUUGACAUUGAUCGGGCAGUUGAUCUCAUGAGGUUUGUCUUCAGAGAAGGGAUGCCUUUUCUGGACAAUGGGUCAGGGAGAUGCUUCGCCGAAAGGAUGAUUGUGGACAUGUCAGGCUUCAUGGUCAACAUGCUGUUUCAGGAUCCUGGUAUCUCCCAGCGGAGUGGUCCGCGUCGGAUGUGGACGAUAACGCCUACCCUUGACAAGGAUAUUGCUCACGCGUUUGCAAAGGAAACGAGAAAAGGUAUUGCCUGUGAGCUCCAGGGAGAUUUCUAUGGGGUAUAUGUUGAUGUGAUUUACAUACCUAGCAAGUUCAUGUCCUGUAUGGUUCUGUUUGCACGCUAUAUCAAUGGCAAGGGUGAUGUUGUGGAGAGGCUUCUUGGUAUUGUGCCGGAGCCAUCAGCCCAUGGUUCAUCUCUCAAAAUGGCGGUUGGAUCAAUGCUUUCUGAAGCUGGAUUGAGUUUGUCAAAGCUUCGUGGCCAAGGUUAUGGCUUGUUUGGUUACAGUGAUGAAAUUUUCACUGAACUAAAGACAUCAAUCACUAACAAAAAUGCAUUGGAGUACUACGUUCAUCCUUAUGUCUGCCAGCUGCAUUCGUCUCUUGUAUGCUCUUCCCAUGGCCAAUCUGAUGUUUCCCAGCUCUUCCAAACAGUAGAUGCAUUGUCAAAUCUAAUCCAAGACUGUCCCCAGUUCACGGAAAAGGUUUGUGCGCUAAUCCAAGAGGGAGGGGUGAACCUGGACAAUGAUCUUAAGAAGCCUGGUGAAACACGUUGGGGUUCAUACUAUGAGGCACUCGUGAAAUUUGCUACUUAUUUCGAUCCAAUUUGUGAAGCACUUUUCUUUGUGAGAGAUGUCGUCAAAAACAAUGAUCAAUCAUAUCUGGCAUACAAAGUACUUGAAGGAUUGUCCUAUGACUUUGCUUUUGGACUGCUGUUGAUGCAAGAUGUACUGAGCAUUACAAAUGAGCUGUCACUGGCCCUGGAUGGGAAAUACGUGGACGCAGGGAAUUGUAUGGCGCUCCUCCGGGAGGUGAAGAGGCAACUGCAGGUAAUGAGGGACGAAGGAUGGACAUCUUUUCUUAACAAAAUCGGCAUGUUCUGCAGUGAUAAUGAAAUUCCUAUGCCCAACAUGGGAGAAAAAUUCGAUCCCCGGCUAAGGCCGAGGGAUGAGGCUACAACAAUGACAAACCUGGAACACUACCAUGUUGAUUUCUUUGAGAAGGUCAUCAAUAUUCACCUCAACGAGCUUGACAGGCGUUUCAGUGAGCAAAGCUCGGCAUUAUUUCUUCUUUCGUCAUGCCUUAGUCCACAGAACUCUUUCCAGGCUUUCGAUAAGGAAAACCUCAUUGAGUAUGCUCGGCUCUACCAAUCCGAGUUCUCUGAUAAUGCGAUCGCAGCACUUGAUCUGCAACUCACAGCCUUCAUAAUGGACGUACGCUCUGAUGCAAGAUUUCGUGAAAUGAACGCUGUCAGCGAUCUUUCUGUUAAGAUGGUGGAGACUGGCAAGAACACCGUGUAUCCACUGGUCUAUCUGCUCCUGAAGCUUGCUCUCAUCCUUCCCGGGACACCAGCCACCGCCAAGACAGCAUCCUCCGCUUUGAAGUUCAUAGACGGCACGUUGAUGAAAGAACCCUGCAACCAGUGGAUCAGUGACUGCUUAUUGUUGUUCCUGCAGCGCGACAUAUUCGAGAGAGUUACUAAUGACGCUGUCAUUGCAGUCCUUUGA
Messenger RNA from Panicum virgatum (switchgrass), 1842 nucleotides. RefSeq lists its product as uncharacterized. Lineage: Eukaryota; Viridiplantae; Streptophyta; Magnoliopsida; Poales; Poaceae. The transcript has a single exon. The record is from RefSeq and is a predicted model, not a curated record. The coding region runs from base 1 to 1842 and encodes 613 amino acids.